Molecule: messenger RNA, 2723 nt
Organism: Triplophysa rosa
Lineage: Eukaryota; Metazoa; Chordata; Actinopteri; Cypriniformes; Nemacheilidae
Gene: rab31
Product: RAB31, member RAS oncogene family
Exons: 5
Coding region: 148-546 (132 amino acids)
Biological process (GO): Golgi to plasma membrane protein transport; intracellular protein transport
Cellular component (GO): endomembrane system; trans-Golgi network membrane
Molecular function (GO): GTPase activity; GTP binding
Source: RefSeq, a predicted model, not a curated record
CCAAAUUUCUCCAGUCAGUUUCCGUUAGAUUCGGGGUAGAGAUGAUUCGCGUUUGUGUUUUACAGAUGAAACUUUGUUGAAUAAGAAUGGACAGAAGAAGAUCGGAUAGUGUUUAAAUAAUAUUCAUCUGCCUCAUAGAGCUCUAAAAUGGCCAUACGGGAAUUAAAAGUUUGUCUUCUAGGGGAUACAGGUGUUGGAAAAUCAAGUAUUGUUUGUCGGUUUGUUCAAGAUCACUUUGAUCACAACAUCAGUCCAACUAUAGGUGCUUCAUUUUUAACCAAGACCGUCCCAUGCGGGAAUGAACUUCACAAGUUUCUGAUCUGGGACACAGCCGGGCAGGAACGAUUCCAUUCAUUGGCUCCCAUGUAUUACAGAGGCUCUGCAGCAGCUGUCAUUGUGUAUGAUAUCACUAAGCUGGUGAGUUUCACUACAGGAGACUUUUGUAUAAGUCGACAGAUUCCACCAUUGGAAGGCACGGAUGCUGAAAGUAACGAAUCUUUCAAACUGACACGACAAACUCCUCCUUCCACCAAACGCUGCUGUUAAACACCCGUCACUCCCGCAGUUACGCCACAAACACUCCGUCCCACUAACUGCAGCAGUGCACAUGCUAGUGCCUUACUAUAGUGUACUACAUAGUGUACUACUGUAAACAUGCUUCCUGCGCGUUUAUAGACAAUGAGGAAUUCGACGAUAUUACUUUGCCUUGUCAUUUACAGCACAAUAUCUGUCCAUUGCACAAAUAUUAGGUUGAAAUAUCACUUUGAAAAAACAAUUUGGAUAUGGUCUAAUGAAGAUGAACGGAUUAGUUUUAUACAUUUGUAUUGAAACCAUUUUUCAUAUAUUUUCUAAGAAUGUACACAAGCUCAAGUGCCUUAUGGCAUUAGUUUGCUAUUUUUUUACAUGUUCUAAUGCAAAACUUUUAUUUUUUGUUUAUAACUAACUUGAAUUUAUUUGAUCACUUUAAAUUCCCAUCAUGUGUUCGUUGAUGUUUAUACGUAAUAUAGGUACAGGCAGAAUAAAAUAACUGGUGAACGGCACAGAAACAGUUAAAAAACAUCUGAUUUAUUACUGAACUUCGUAACGUGUGUGAACGUUUUUAGGCUAUGUUAUAUUAUAAAUGUAGUUAAAUAUAUCAGAAACAUCAGGCAAAAUAAUAAUGCAAAACACCUUUUUAAGUGACAGUUCCUUUGACCUUCCCUUCCUUUAAGGAGAGAGAAAUGUGGAAAUAUGCCACCAGAGGGCAGAAUUUACUGUGAAAGGAAUGAUUCCGUUAAAAAAGUCCCAGGGUCUCUGGUUAUAGCUUAAUUGGAAAAGCGAGUUAGUAAAGUUUGAGUAAAAGUCUGUCACUUACAGUACAAUCGUUUCAAAGUCACUAAUUUAAGCAUUUAUUUAGAGUACACACAAGUACAAGAUUUGUAAGGGUACAUUAAACUCUUAAAACAAAAUAAGUUUUUCUUAAAAAUGACCUCACAUACUCCUAGAUCAGUUCUCCGUUGUCAUGCCCUGUUGCUGGCGCCUCAUUUCGCCACCUGAGGGCGCUAUGCUACUCUGUACUGCCUGUGUUUUUGUAAGGACUCCGGUUCCCAUCAUGCUUUGUCUCGUUAUCGUGUAUAUGUCUCACCUAUGUCUAAUUACCUGUUUGUACUUUCAUCUGUGUAUAUAUAGCCCUGGGGCAUGUUCAAACUCAAACCGGUGCGCAACAUUUUGCUACGGUUUCCGGGUUGAACGACAUGUUUCCUGGAAACGGUUUGCAACAGGGUUUGAGAUACAUUUUCUCUUGUUUGGUGGGUGUGUCAAGAAUUUCAGCCCAAUCAGCAGCAACAUGUGUAUAACCCACGUGGUGUUAAAGCGACAGCUCGCGCAAUGGGAAGUAAAGUUGUUUACAAUGUGUCUGCUGCAGCUCGGUAUGCGCAACAAUUGAAGAUAUUAGAAGAGAUGUAUUUUACAAUAUUAAACACGCAUUUAUAUCGAUUUCAUCAGUCUCCGAAAUUCUUCAAAAAGAACUCAAAGAAUGGCCUUCUCAGCUGCCAUAGUUAAACUCUUGCGUCAUCACAACAGGGUGUUCAAUCGCACCACCGUUUAUGUUUAAAAAACGUUUUGCCACGUUUUGUCGGGGCUGAACGCAGCCCUGGUGUUAAGUUGUCUGUUGUGAGUCGUUGUUGUAUGUGCUCCCUCGUGUUUCUCGGGCCAUUGAGCCACCUUUAUGUGUCUUUUUGAUAAAAUAUUUUACUGCACGUGGAUCCGCUCCGCGACAUCUGUCUAUCAGAAAUCUAGUAUAUCUAAUGCUGUUAUUUGUUUAGAUCGUUGCAAAAAAAAUCUUGUUUAACUUCUUCGUUGUUUGUACAAUGUCAAAUUAAUUAUAAUGUAUCCUGUAUCUGGAUAAUGUCAUGUGAUGUCAAGCGUUUUUCAUUACACAUUUUGGUCGUUCCUUGUAUUUGUAUUGUUUAAACAUAUCUUUCGUCAGUUAACUUAAACUGCUCUUGUGUGAUGUGGUGAUAAUGGUAUGAAGCACAGUUUGUACCGGAUGUCAUUAAUAAACCAUGCGUGCAUUAUGUGCACAUUUUCACCUGUAUGGUAUUUCCUGUUUUUUCCCCACUGUAAUUUAUUUAAUUUUUCUGAUAUAUUGUUCCAAAAGGAGGAAAAGCAAACCAUAGUUCCCUUUCUGUCGGUCUCUCGACGUUGUGUCGAACCGACAGAUGGGGUGCGUCCCUGAGAACCAA